This is a messenger RNA of Rana temporaria (common frog), 1149 nucleotides long. Its product is annotated as zinc finger BED domain-containing protein 4-like. Bases 331 to 993 code for a protein of 220 amino acids. The transcript has 2 exons. NCBI's taxonomy places the organism in Eukaryota, Metazoa, Chordata, Amphibia, Anura, Ranidae. The record is from RefSeq and is a predicted model, not a curated record.
UCUAUUAGUGCAGCCCAUUGACCUGUACCCAGUACUCGGAUGCCUGCGCGGGCAUCCCCUGACACAAAGGCUGUUUAAAGAAGUGCUACUGCCAAAUGUACUGCCCUAUGGAACAAGACUAGUCGAUCAGCUUUGGCUACUGAAAUAGUUGAUGAGUUGGUGUCAAAAAAGCUGCUUGUACCUUGUACAACACGAUGGAAUUCCUUCUAUGAUGCCCUGGCUCGAAUCUGUGAAAUAUCCAUGGUAGACCUUAACACCAUUUCCUCCAAAUAAGGACUGCCAGCAAUAACGGAAAGGGAACAACAGUUUUUAAAGGAGUACUGUAUUGCGAUGAAGCCCCUUACAGUUGCCUUGGAUAUACUUCAGGGAGAAGAGAAUUGUUUUCAUGGUACACUCCUACCAACAAUUGAGACAUUAAUGUUGAAGACAGAAGCCCUUCAAAGUGGCCUGCAAAUACUGAGGGACUUUCCUGACGCCAUAGUCACAGCUAUCAAAACCAGAUUUGCUGAUGUCCUGGGAAAUGAAGAGGCUAUACUUGCUGCCGUAACUCUCACAAAAUUCAAGCUUCGCUGGCUGCGGUCACAGGAGUUAAAGGAUAAGUUUAAGGCAAGUUUGCUGGCAGAGUGCCGAAGAAUUGUCCUUGAAGAACCACAACAAGGUAACAGCACAUCUACACAACAACAUCACACAGAUUCAGCCAAAGAGAACGAUUUAUUUUCCUUUGAGGAGGAUGAGGAGGAAACAACCUCUUUAGCAGAAAACCAGGUGGCAGACUAUAUAAGAUCUUCAGCACAAAAUAUUGACUCUCUGUGUGGAUUUUCUCUCAUCAAGAAAAUUUCGCUACGUUACAAUGCUGCUACUCCAUCUAGUGCACCUGUUGAGAGACUGUUCAGCCUGGGCAAGCUUGUCUUCUCUCCAAAGAGGAACAGACUGUCAGACCAAAAAUUUGAAAAGCUUCUCCUCCUACGUUACAACCACUGGUUAACUUGUUAGAUGAUGAGAGGAGUAUUUCAGUAUAGAUUAAGGUAUUGUUUGUUUUCACAGACAACAAACAACAUGUUAAUCUAUAUGGAGAGUUGGAUAGUGUUCUGUUUAUUGUGCACUGCAGUAUUAUACAGAUACAGAUAAUUGCACUAAUUAAAGGCAAGA